AUGAGAGUGUGUGAACUUCUGACAGCUGGCUGCUCUGUUGUGGCGAAUGAGCUGCCGCUCCGUCGGCUGUCGGUGUCGGCAUCAGCCAAUGUGUGUGUUGACUCCUGGCCUACAUUCACUACUGUCAUUUGUUACCGUCAAAAACAGCGUUUCAGUAGCAGCUACGGGACGAUUCCUGACAUCUGCUCCUUCUUCACCAAGAACCCGGGAACUCUGAGAAGUCUGCUGCUUAAUGAGAGAGCCGUGAACUGGAGGAAUGGACUCAGAUUCAGAGGAAGGUGUUGCCGCUGCCAAUUUCCAUUCUGGAUGAGUCCCACGCGGAGCUCGUUGCCACACACCUGCCACGGAGGCAGCCGGGAGAGCCUCAACCACGUGAGGGCCUGUAUCCGCCAUCUGCCAAACCACUGCGUGACGGAUGAGGAGGGCCGGCUCGUGUCGUGGAUGCCGUCUGACGAGCUGUGUGAGCUGAGGAUGGCGUUCACUCUACCAGAGUACAGACGGGCCGGUCACCUCCUGGCUCUGUCUCUCGCUCUGAUCCGCAGGAUGAGCUCGGCGGGUCUGCCCGUCUACUGCAACAUCAGCCAGCAGAACCAGGCCGCCAUUAACGCCAUGACCAAACUCGGCUUCUCCACUCGUCCCAGUAUGGAGGAGAUCUCAGUGCUGCUAAUAUGCAAGGACAGAGUCUGAGUCUGAGGGAGCCAAAAGACAAUACAAUCUGGAAAAAGUGAGGUUUUAUUGUAAAAGUUGAAAAUGUUACAGUACUCAGGGAAUGCUGCACUUUAGAGAGUUUAGUCCAGUUCUGAUAGCAAACUGCAAAUAGAACAAACUCAAAAAUAACAUUUUCUGUGGCUUAAGGGUGAAAUGUGAUGAA
This is a messenger RNA of Cyclopterus lumpus (lumpfish), 871 nucleotides long. Its product is annotated as glycine N-acyltransferase-like protein 3. Gene Ontology annotation, molecular function: glycine N-acyltransferase activity. Gene Ontology annotation, cellular component: mitochondrion. Lineage: Eukaryota; Metazoa; Chordata; Actinopteri; Perciformes; Cyclopteridae. The record is from RefSeq and is a predicted model, not a curated record.